Messenger RNA from Ectocarpus siliculosus, 3369 nucleotides. Lineage: Eukaryota; Phaeophyceae; Ectocarpales; Ectocarpaceae. The record is from the annotation of a GenBank genome assembly.
AUGGCGUCUGGUCCUCCGGCGGGGGGUAUUGGCGAGCUGCUUGGCGCGUUCACGAGCCCGGACAAUGGCGUGAGGCGGAGAGCGGAGGAAGCUUGGGAAGACAUGAAAAUGCGGCUCCCCGAUCAGGUCCUGGAGCAAGUGUGCGCUGUGCUCGGCCAGGCGGACGGCGGGGAGGGCGGCGAAGGGCUAAGGGCGAUGGCGGCGGUGCUACUGCGAACACUCUUCGACAUCCGCUCGGACGUCUGGUUCCGAGUCCAACAGCAAACACAAGCAGGAGUCAAGGCGACGCUGCUGGACCGCUUGACGAAGGAGCCAGUGGCUCACAUCAGGAGAAAGCUGACCCACGCUAUCGGGCAGCUUGCCGGAAUCUCUUCCGCGACAGGCGAGUGGCCGGAGCUGAUGGCGUUGACGGUAGCCCUGUGCGACGCAGCGCAGCAAUCGCCAGAGAUGAAGGUCGUCGGUCUCGAUCUGGUCAACAUUCUCGCCGAGUUCUGCCCGGGAAUGAUGUCUCCCCACCAGGACGGCUUGCUCCAGAUGUUUGGGGCGAGUCUUGAAGACCCGACCAUCGGUGUGAGAGUGGCCGCCUUGAAGGCAGCCUGCUCGUUCCUACAAGACUCGUUGUCAGGCCCAUCAGCUGCGGUGGCACCUUCUCUAGUUCCGCGGAUCAUGUCCGUCGUUGAGGCCACGGUCAACGCGGGGGACGAGUCUGCCGCCGGAGACGUGCUGGAGGCUCUUAACGUCAUCGCCGCCAACCAGCCCUUGCUGCUGCUCGGCGAGAGCGGCGACCAGACCUUGGAGAUGGUCAGCACGGCAAUGCUUACCCUUGCGGGAAGCCCUGCCCUCGAGACUUCCACCCGGGAGCUGUCGCUUGAGGUCUUCACGGGACUAUGCGAGUGCGCUCCGUCGGUCCUGCGGGAGCGAGGGGCGACCGUGGUGAACGUUGCGGUGCCGCUGACGAUCAACAUGCUGGCACAGCCUCCUCAAGAUUUCGACGACGAAGAGGAGCUAGGGUCGUGGCUGUCUAUGUCUGGUGGCAACGGGAGGGGGGACGAAGACGCAGACGCAGAAGGGGGCGAGCUGAGCAUGAUCGCGGCGAGCGCCCUCAGCAGGAUGGCGGUGGCCUUGGGAGGCAAAGCUGUCCUCUCGUCGGCCAUGCCCGUGUGCUCCGAGUUGCUGGGGGACGCGACCAACUGGCGUCGCCGGAAGGCGGGGUUGCUGACGCUUCUACUCAUAGGCGAGCUCCUGCCAACCCUCGUAGAGAGCCUCGGCGGCCCCAACGCCAACAUGCCCCGCCUUGAGGCCGCGGCGGCCGGCGCCCUCAUCACCUUCUGCAACCCGGAGCGCCUGAGCGCCGAGUGGCUCUACGCCGCUACCCCGGGAAGGCUGGGCGGGGAAGCCGUGGGUCUAGCCAUGCUGCGGUCGCUCUCCGGCCUUGUGACCGGGAGCUCCUCGGUGGUUGUGCGGGAGGAGGCGCUUACGGCCGUGGGCUGCGCCGCGAGGGAGAUUCUCAGCGCCACGGCGUCACCCCCCCCCGGCGGGGGGGGUACUACUACCUCUACGGCGGCCCCGCAAGACACAGACCUCCUGCGCGGCAAGGCGAUGGAGGCGAUAGCGUUGAUGGGACAAGCCGUCGGGUUGGAAGUGUUCCGCGAAGACGCUCACCAGGUGAUCCGGCUGCUGCUGAACGAACAGGGGAUGGUGGCCAGGGAUCCCGCGAACCCGCAGUCCACGUACACUCUUCAGUCGCUUGCACGAAUGGCGGGGGUCCUGGUCGAAGAGUUCCUCCCCUACCUCAGCGAAGCCGUCAAGCCACUCCUGGUGGCCCUGUCCAUCAACGCGGAGAUCAAGCACUCCAACGCCCCCGACGCCGCCCUCGCGAAGGACGAGCUCGAGGCGGAGGGGCUUACCGCGAUGGCGGUGGACCUGAGGGGCGUCGGCCGCCAGGUCUUCGGCGUGAACACGAGCCUCAUGCAGGCCAAGGAGUCGGCCUGCAAGACUCUCUACCAGUACACGGAGGACCUUGGGGAAGGGUUCGCCCCCCACGCGGCAGAGACGCUAGCGGUCGUGAUCCCGAACCUGGGGCCCCGUAAUGCGAUAGGGGUGCAGGUCAUCAGCUCCGCGAUCGUGCCGAAGCUGGUCGCCCUGGCAGAAGGCCGUGCCGCCGAAGCUGUGGCCGCGGGGGCGGGAGCGAAGGAAGUGCAGGAGGCGCAGCAGCAGAAACCGAGCGUGAUUCGUCUCUCGGACGAGAGGCUCCUGAAGACGGUGACGGGGCUGCGAAAUGUCGCCGCCGCGUCGAUCGGGAGAACGAGGGCGGCAUUGGCGGCGGCAGCGGCGGCGGCGGCGGCGGCGGGGGGAGGGCUCGGCGGACAGGGAGGGAUGACGGGGGCCAUUGACGCGGCGGAACUCCGGGAGCUCGAGGACGGAGAGGAGGAGCUCCUCGUCUCGGUGGUCGACGCCACGGGGUGGAUGAUCAAGGGCCGAAAGGAAGCGUUCCUGCCGGCCUUCGAGGCGGUCAUGAGGCCGCUCGUCCUGCAGCUCCUGGACCCCGCCGCCCCCGCCGCCGUGCCUCCAUCGCACCGCUCCUUCGGGCUCUGCAUGGCGAUCGACGUCCUUGAGCACUGCGGGGAGGGGGGCCGGAACUCGGUAUUCCAGGCGCCCCUCCUGCCGGCCCUCCUACAGGGGGCCCGCGGGGACGAUCCGGCGGCGGCGUCCACCAGACAGGCCUGCGCGUACGGCCUGGGCGUGGCCGCGGAGCUCGGGGGGCAGGACUUCGACGCCCACAGCGCGGAGGCUCUGGGGCUUCUGCUCGCGCUCGUCCGGAAGGACCCCGGCGGCGACAACGACGACGAUGACGGUUGGGGAGAGGGUGCGGUAAGGGACAACGCCGUGUCUGCCGCGUUCCGAGUGUUGAUCCACCGCCCUGGCCCGGUCUUCGCGGCGUUCCCCCCCGCCGUGGUGGGGUCCCUCCUGGACUCGCUGCCGAUAACGGUGGACGUGGCCGAGGGACAAGUGUGCCACCGGAGGGUCGUCGACCUCGCCUUCGCCCGCCACGAGCUGUUCUUCGGCGGCGGCGGGGACGGGACCUUCCACGCCGCGGCCGUUGUCCCCAAGCUCGUCACGGCCAUCGCUGGGAUGAUGGAGUACCAGUCCCGGGGGGCCGGCGGGGACGGCUACGGCAGCCAGGAAGAGCUGUGGGAGCGACAGCUUGUCGACCGGGAGACGAGGGAGAAGGCGGAGGAGGUCGUGGCGGUGGUGAAGACGGCGUUUGCAGGGGGGUUCCAGAGGGCGUGGGAGGGGCUCGGGGAAGCGGGCCGACGGGCGUUGCAGACGCCCACCAGCAGCGUUUGCUCACGGGCGGAGGAGUCGUAG